Molecule: messenger RNA, 861 nt
Organism: Aspergillus thermomutatus
Lineage: Eukaryota; Fungi; Ascomycota; Eurotiomycetes; Eurotiales; Aspergillaceae
Product: fumarylacetoacetate hydrolase family protein
Exons: 4
Coding region: 1-861 (286 amino acids)
Molecular function (GO): catalytic activity
Source: RefSeq, a predicted model, not a curated record
AUGGCACUCAAAUGGACUCGGCUGAUUCGCUUCAUCGCGGAAGAAGAUGGACGGAUACACCUGGGAGAGGUCGAUGGGACGCAGUUCCCAGACGUUGGCCUCGCAGUGUUGAACAGGGAGCCAGUCACGGCAAAAGUCAUUAGGGGGUCUAUUUUCGACGGGGUCGUGACAGACGAGACUCUACAUGUCUCGCGGCUUCUAUCCCCAGUGGACAUGGAAACAGUCCCCCUGAUCCGAUGUCUCGGCCUCAACUACCGCGACCACGCCAGAGAAGCCAACAUGCCCAUCCCCCACGAGCCAGUCCUCUUCAUCAAGCCCCGGACCGCCUUGAACGGACCCUAUCCCGCCAAAAUCCCCGUUCCCAAGAUCGCACAGGACGGGUCAAGUGACUACGAGGCCGAAUUGUCGCUGAUCAUGUCCAAGGCGGGGCGCGAUGUUCCAGAGUCAGAGGCUAUGGAUUAUGUGCUAGGGUACACGUGCAGCAACGAUGUUAGCGCUCGCACACAGCAGUUCAAGAACAGUCAAUGGUGCUUCUCAAAGGGCUUCGAUGGCUCUUGCCCGUUGGGUCCGGUACUGGUCAGUCCCUCGGAGAUUGAUCCCCAUCAACUGGCCAUCAAGGCCAUUCACAAUGGGACUGUGGUGCAGGAUUCGAAUACCAGGGAAAUGAUCUUCAAUAUCCCCCAGAUCAUCUCAUUUCUUUCUCAGGGCACAACCUUGGAGAGAGGAACAGUGAUCAUGACCGGCACUGGGCCUGGAAUUGGCGCGAUGCGAAACCCAAAAGUGGUGCUGAAACAUGGCGACGACAUGCGCGUGGAGAUUGAGGGCAUUGGGACGCUGGUCAACCAAGUUCACUAUGAAUAG